Messenger RNA from Anopheles nili, 2627 nucleotides. RefSeq lists its product as uncharacterized. NCBI's taxonomy places the organism in Eukaryota, Metazoa, Arthropoda, Insecta, Diptera, Culicidae. Gene Ontology annotation, cellular component: nucleolus. The transcript is spliced from 2 exons. Gene Ontology annotation, molecular function: rRNA (cytosine-C5-)-methyltransferase activity; RNA binding. Bases 1 to 2445 code for a protein of 814 amino acids. The record is from RefSeq and is a predicted model, not a curated record. Gene Ontology annotation, biological process: maturation of LSU-rRNA; rRNA base methylation.
AUGGGUCGUAAAAUUCAUCUCGAAAGGCCUAAAAAAGGACCGGGAAGAAAAGCUCGCAAGCAACCGGAACCUAUGUUCAAAUUUAACAAGUCUGAAGAUGAUGAACAGCAGAAGAAAAUGUCUCGUCACCAGAUACAGCGACUGAAAAAGCGUGAGCAAGUAAAGGCGAAGCAAAAAGUGGAACAAAAGAGUAAAAAGGCUCUUCAAAAAGUAUCUGCCACCGUUGCUACCGGUUCGUUCGAUCCAUCUGAAAUAUUCAAUCUAGAAAAAAGCAGACAGAAGUACCAACAAUUGGGUCAGAAAAGUAAGCAGCAAUCGACGGUUGCGAAUGGACAUAAUAAUGGAGUAGCUAAGAAGGGCCUCAACCUGUUCGAUAGUGACAAUGAACCGGAUGACGACGAACAACAGCAUUCGGUAGUGAGAGUGAAGAAGAGCCAAAUGAAAAAGUUUCUUCAACAGGCUGAAUCCGAGGAUGAAGACUCGGAUGAAGAUGACUCCGUGAAUAGUGAUGAGGACCAAGACACCGAAACAGCGGCCGACAUCGAGCAGGAAGAUGAUGAAGAUGAGGACGAUAAAGAAGAGUUAGAUGAAGAGGAAGAAGAUGAAGAUAUGGAGGAGGAUAGCGAUGAACAAGGCGAAGUUUCUGAUGAGGAAGAAGAGGAAGAGGACGAUGAUGAUGACGAUAUGGAUGAUGAUGAUGAUGAUGACGACGACGACGACGAGGAUAUGCUACCCAUCGAGGCAGCAAAUAAGAAACUUAAAAAACGGAUGGCAAAGGAACAAAAAGAAGCUGACGACGAGAUGGCAGAAGCAGCAAAGAAUCGUGAACGGUUCCAAUUUCCUACCGAAGAAGAGAUAGCGCAAACGGCAAACCUUCAAGACGUAAAUAUUCGAAUCAAGGACGUUAUUGGAGUGUUGGCAGAUUUCUCUGCUAAUCGCGAUCCAAACAAAUCACGAUGCGAAUACGUCGAACUACUGAAGAAAGAUCUAUGUUUGUACUACUCGUACAACGAGUACUUCAUGGGUCUGCUGAUGGACAUCUUUUCCCCGAACGAGCUGCUCGAGUUUCUGGAGGCAUCGGAACUCCAACGCCCAAUCACAAUCCGCACGAACAGCCUUAAGACUCGACGUCGAGAUUUGGCACAAGCCUUGAUCAAUCGCGGCAUUAAUCUCGAUCCGAUUGGUAAGUGGUCCAAGGAAGGGUUGGUUGUGUAUUCCUCACAAGUGCCGCUAGGAGCAACUCCCGAAUACCUUGCCGGACACUACAUGCUGCAGGGAGGAUCCAGCAUGUUACCGGUAAUGGCCUUGGCACCAGAAGAAAACGAGCGCAUCCUAGAUUUGUGCGCUGCUCCGGGUGGCAAGAGCUCUCACAUUUCAGCGCUAAUGAAGAAUACGGGUGUACUCUUCGUGAACGAUUCGAAUAAGGAUCGUUUACUUGCGGUGCUGGGUAAUUUCCAUCGGCUAGGGAUACAAAAUGCGGUCAUCACCUGUGUAGAUGGUAUCAAAUAUAAAGACAUCAUGAAGGGCUUCGAUAGAGUACUGCUCGAUGCGCCCUGUACAGGAUCGGGUGUUAUUUCAAAAGAUCCCAGUGUCAAGGCAACGAAGACGGAUAUCGACGUGCAGCGGUGUUACAAUCUGCAAAGACGGCUGCUGUUAACUGCGAUCGACUGCUUGUCGGCCAGCUCCAAGACGGGUGGUUAUUUAGUAUACUCCACGUGCUCCAUUCUUCCUCAAGAAAACGAAUGGGUCAUUGAUUAUGCAUUAAAAAUGCGCAACGUGCGGCUGGUGUCUACUGGGCUUGACUUUGGUGUAGAGGGCAUGACUAGAUUUGGUGCACAUCGGUUUCAUCCGUCGAUGAAGCUAACGCGCCGUUUUUACCCUCAUACGCAUAAUCUGGAUGGGUUUUUCGUGGCCAAACUGCAAAAAUUCUCCGACGCGAUUCCGAAGAACAUCUCUGAUGGCACAACAAAUGGGGAUGCCGAAGAUGUGGAAGCGGAAGUGGAAGAAAUUAUUGUGCCGAAAAAAAUCGACAAACGCGAUUGGUACUAUAAGGACAUAAUUGAAAAGCGAAAAGCUGAACGGGAGGAUACAAACCAUGUCGUGAAAGUAUUCCAGAAGCCAACCAACACCAAGACCAAGGGCACAAAAAAGAGCAAGAAAGCCCAGCAUGACGAAUCCGGCAAGAAGGAACAGACGGUACCCAUAAAAUCAGCUGAAGAAAAACUAUCGAACGGAAAACAAAAGCAGGUGACAAAGGCUAGUAAUGCAGAAACACGAGAUGCCGAAGAGGCGUUACGUUUGAAGAAAAAAUUGAAACAAACUCAACAACAAAACGGCAGUGCCAGGGUUUUAGGAAAAGAUAAGAAAAAUGGCAACAAAAAAGGAAAGAGUUUGAAAAAUAAUGCCUUUAAGCAGAAGGUGGGAAAAGUAAGAAAAGCAAAGUAGUGUUAAAAACCAAGUAUAAGUAAAUAAAUGCCACUCUGUUUAUGAGUUUAUUCCUUUGUUGGAAUACAACUAAAACUAAUGAAACACCCCGUCUACAACUCUAUAUAUUAUUAUAAUAUAUUAUUAUAUAUUUGUAUAUUUGCUUUUCAAACAUUCAUUUUGUCUUAAAAAUAUAUUCUCUU